Plectropomus leopardus (leopard coralgrouper) is the source of this 2362-nucleotide messenger RNA. It is a transcript of the gene ppp2r3b, whose product is annotated as protein phosphatase 2, regulatory subunit B'', beta. Lineage: Eukaryota; Metazoa; Chordata; Actinopteri; Perciformes; Serranidae. Gene Ontology annotation, biological process: protein dephosphorylation. Gene Ontology annotation, molecular function: calcium ion binding; protein phosphatase regulator activity. Gene Ontology annotation, cellular component: protein phosphatase type 2A complex. The record is from RefSeq and is a predicted model, not a curated record.
CCGAGAAGUAGUGCUUGUGUGCCGUGCUGCUGCUCAGCGAAAUGAACACCGGAGAUACAGCGUUUCUUUUGUAAAUCACAGAUAAACACAAACGAGUGCACCAUCUUCGCCUAUAGAGGAAGUAAUGUAGAGUCUCAUCAACGCAUUUGGUCUCACCGUCCGUGCAAUCAAAGGUACGUUUUGUCAGAGCCAAAAAGCCAUAUUUUUCAAAAUGCCAUCGCCACCAGUCCUCCAGCCAGUCCUUAAAAUGAAGGUGGACGAGCUCUUUCUGAACUGGUUGAGUGAUCCUGCAACCCAGUCCCUACUCAAAGAUUAUCUUGACCUAAUCAAAAGUGGACAGUAUGUUGAUUUGAGCAGUGGGGAUGCCCAGGAAAAGAGGUCCCUGACCUUCAAUGAGAACAACAAUGUGGCAUCUCAAAGAAACCUGGCAGAGAAGAAGCCGGCUCCUCUUGGCACUCCCUCCAGCCCCCCAUCUGCGAGUACCCUGCCCUCUGGCAGCAGCAGUAACACCAGAGUGACUGGACCCAAUGGCCGAGUACUACGGAGGUCUGUCAGCACAAAAAAGGCCCAGGUGAGGACGGAGGAGCCCGUCACCACAGCGCUGAGUGAAAGCAUUCCAAAGUUUUACUUCCCACAGGGCCGGCCCCAAGCCAACCUCAACAUCGACGGCCUCAUUUCCAAAAUUGAGAAAAUAUUUUCCCAAUUCCCAAAUGAAAGAGCCACCAUUGAGGACAUGGGGCAGGUCGCCAAGGCCUGUGAGUGUCCCCUCUACUGGAAAAUGCCAUUGUUCUGCUCGGCUGGAGGCGACAGGACCGGCUUCGUGUCCGUUCACAAGUUCGUGGCUAUGUGGAGAAAAACUCUGCAGACCUGUCACGACGACGCUUCUAAAUUUGUGCACCUCUUGGCCAAGCCUGGCUGUAAUUACCUGGAACAAGACGACUUUAUUCCAUUCCUGCAGGAUGUGGUGAACUCACACGCAGGCCUGGCCUUUCUGAAGGAUGCACCAGACUUUCACUCACGAUACAUCACCACGGUGAUUCAGAGGAUAUUCUACAAUGUGAACCGUUCAUGGACUGGAAAAAUAACAUGUUCUGAGCUCAGGAAAAGUAACUUUCUUCAGAAUUUAGCAUUGCUGGAGCAGGAGGAGGACGUGAAUCAGCUGACAGAGUUCUUCUCCUACGAACAUUUCUAUGUCAUCUACUGCAAGUUCUGGGAGCUGGACACUGACCACGACCUCUACAUAGACCAGAAGGACCUGGCACAGCACAAUGACCAAGCCAUUUCCCAUAAGAUGAUUGAGAGAAUAUUCUCAGGAACAGUAACAAGAGACAGAAAGGUGUACAAGGAGGGGCGGCUGAGUUAUGCUGAUUUUGUCUGGUUCCUCAUCUCUGAGGAGGACAAGAAGACUGACACCAGUAUAGAGUACUGGUUCCGCUGUAUGGACCUGGACGGGGACGGAGUCCUCAGCAUGUACGAGCUGGAGUACUUCUAUGAGGAUCAGUGUCAGAAGCUGGAGACCAUGGCCAUUGAGCCUCUUCCCUUCGAGGACUGUCUCUGCCAAAUGCUCGACCUCGUCAAGCCCGAGGUCGAAGGUAAGAUCACUCUGCGAGACCUUAAAAGGUGCAAGUUGUCCAACAUCUUUUUCGACACUUUCUUCAACAUCGAGAAGUACCUGGACCACGAGCAGAAGGACCCAUUCUCCGUUAUCAGGGAGAUGGAGACAGAUGGGCAGGAGGUGUCGGACUGGGAGAAAUAUGCUGCGGAGGAGUACGACAUCCUUGUGGCCGAGGAGGCCGCCAACGAUCAGUGCAACGAUGUGUACGAUAAUCCUCUGAGCCCUUGGGGGCAGCACAUCUCCAGUGAGCUGGGUCUGACAAAGAGACACUUCUUUGAGAUCCCCAGUCCUCACUGCAACCUGGACCUGGAUGAAUAUGAAUAUGAAGAUGACUUUGAAUGACCCUCGCUCAUGUAGCGCUUUCUCACACGCCUGCUGAGCGCUGUGCGCUCCCGGAAACAGGGCUCAACCAGGAGUGUCGGUGGAUGAAUCGCAUCAAGCCAGAGAUUCGCAGGUUCAGGUCCGGGUUCAAAGAAACAGGACACACCUCAAUAAACGGGAAGUGAAUGCAAAAUACUCAGAGCACUGGUGGGUCAGACGUGCUGGAGCACACAGUAUCACAUAUGUGGCUAACAGGAAAUGUUUAGUGGUUCUUUACACCGCUGAUACAAGAUGUUUUAAUAUUUUCACACUUAAAGACUUCACGAUGUCACGUUCAGACCUUUGCUCAAUCCCGACACUUUAACACAGGAAAGACGACGUGUUUGUGCACAUGAUGCUUUGUAUAAAUAAUGUUCGGGGCGAGUG